Messenger RNA from Trichoderma atroviride IMI 206040, 1534 nucleotides. RefSeq lists its product as uncharacterized. Gene Ontology annotation, cellular component: cytoplasm. Gene Ontology annotation, molecular function: calcium ion binding. NCBI's taxonomy places the organism in Eukaryota, Fungi, Ascomycota, Sordariomycetes, Hypocreales, Hypocreaceae. The record is from RefSeq and is a predicted model, not a curated record.
CUUUUGUCUCGCUUUCUCAUACCAACAAUCUUUCUUUUUAUUUCUCCCCGUGUGGAAUCACAGUCGCAAUCAUGCUUAUCUACAAGGACCUCAUCACCGACGACGAGAUCAUCUCCGACUCGUACGAUCUCAAGGAGGUCGAUGGCAUCGUCUACGAGGCCGACUGCGCCAUGAUCACUGAGGGCGCCGUCACCGUCGACACCGGUGCCAACGCUUCCGCCGAGGAGGCCGACGAGGGUGUUGAGGAUGCCGAGGUCAAGGUCAACAACAUCGUCCACUCUUUCCGUCUUCAGUCCACCAGCUUCGACAAGAAGGGCUACCUGACCUACCUUAAGGGCUACAUGAAGGCUGUCAAGGCCGGCCUCCAGGAGAAGGGUGCUCCCGCCGAGACCAUCACCGCUUUCGAGAAGGGUGCCCAGACCUACGUCAAGGAGAAGCUGCUGCCCAACUUCAAGGACUUUGAGUUCUACACUGGCGAGUCCAUGAACCCCGACGGAAUGGUUGUCCUCCUCAACUACCGUGAGGACGGUGUUACCCCCUACGUCAUCGUCUGGAAGCACGGUGUCACCGAGAUGAAGGUUUAAAUUUGCUUUUUCUACACAAGAGAUAGGAACAAAGCGGGUUGGGAGAGAGAUGACGAGUGGAGGAAACAAAGUUACGAGUCACAUUUUUGCGUUUAACUCGGCGCCAUGGCAUAUAUCCCCUUAACUAAAAAAGCCUUAUAGCUGGAGAAAUGAGCGGAAACAAUUCAAAAGGACCAGAAAUUCAAUUUGCUGAUCUAAACAUGAUUUCACCAAUACUUUUCUAUUAAAACUUGUAUGCUGAAGCCAAUGCUUGGUCCUCCCAACGCCAGACAAGAACGAGACUACAAUAUGCAAAAUGUAACAAAAUGACGUGCCUCAAAUAUGAAUACGUGCAGCUGACCAUUGCUUUUACAAAAAGUUUUGGGAAUAUGAUUCCCCGGCUACUGGUAAGAUGGACGGGUCGAUAAGGGGAUGGGGGGCGGCUCAUCGUUGGCCGGAGGAGUUACUGCAGCAGCAGAUAGCGUAGGCUUCUUCUUUGGCGGAGGUGGCGGCGGCUUCUUCUUUCCUGCUAGACCCGGUGACCCUAACGGCGCUGGUGCUGGGAAUGGUGCCGCCGCCCUGAUGACAGGAGGAGUAGUGGUCUCACUGGGAGGAGUUGGCGAUCCCGUAGAGGAGCCCGUGUUGGACGUGCCUAGUCUGGCGAAGCGGUUUUGCAGCUCAUUAAGAUGCGACUGCGGUGGCGGAGCAACAACGGGUCGAGGAGGCUUUGGGGGAGGCGGCGCAUCGUCAUCAUCGUAGCUGGGAGAUGCUUUGCCAAUGCCAAAGGCCGGGACGGAUAUUCCGGCAGCUCCCAGCCUGUUGAUGGCGCCCUGGUUGAGGUCGUUGGGGUUGGCUCCGAGAGCUGACAAUGGACUCUCUGUGCGACCCGGCGUUCCGGAGCCAGAUCGUGGAGGCAGUCUUGGGGGAAGACUCGGCGGAGGAGCUCUGGUGCCGGCGGAGGAGACGACAGA